Lecanosticta acicola is the source of this 5501-nucleotide messenger RNA. The record is from the annotation of a GenBank genome assembly. NCBI's taxonomy places the organism in Eukaryota, Fungi, Ascomycota, Dothideomycetes, Mycosphaerellales, Mycosphaerellaceae.
AUGGCAUUCAGAGACACUCUUUCGACCAUAACUGCGCAUCCCUCUCUCUUCCUCCUCUGUUUCAUCAUACUAAUCCCAGCUCUCAUCCUCCUUUACGACAUUUCGAUCUACCUCCAACUUCCGCCAGGUCCCACACCACUGCCCUUUCUCGGAAGCAAACUCUCGAUUCCCAAAACCCAGCCAUGGAUCAAAUUCCAGCAAUGGUCCCACCGAUACGGACCCAUCUUCACCCUCUGGAUCGGCCGCAGACCCACGCUCGUAAUCUCAGAUCCACAAAUCGCCGUCGAUCUCCUCGAGAAACGAAGCAACAAAUACAGCUCUCGUCCGCGCAUGGUGGUGAUGGGAGAGGUUUACAAUGGGAACAGUUCGAUUCUGACACAGCCGUAUGGAAAAGCUUGGAGUGUGAGGAGGAAGAUGCUACAUCAAGCUCUGAAUCCGAAGGCGUUGAGGUUGUACAAACCCACGCAGGAAGCGGAGGCUAGUAGGCUGUGUUUUGCGUUGUUGGGGAACGCGGAGGCAUGGGAGAAAGAGUUGGAGAGGUUUACGAGUAGCGUGGUUUUCUGUGUAGCAUAUGGGCAUCGGAUUGAUUCGUUGAGAGCAGAGGUCAUUACGGAGAGGUUCAAGUUCAUGCAUUAUAUGGCGAGCCUAAACAUUCCAGGGAAGUAUCUGGCCGAGACGGUUCCACUGUUGGCGAGGCUUCCCAAUUGGCUUGCGCCUUGGAAGAAAGGAAUUCAGGAGACGGGAAAGAUGGAAGGGAGAGCUAAUCUGAAGCUACUGGAGGUGGUAAAGAAUGAUGUUGCCGUGGCGAGAGAGAACGGGAGGCUGGAUGAGGUACCGGAUAGUCUCAGCAAGCUUCUGUUGGAAUUACGAGAGAGGGAGUCCAUUCCACUGAGCGAGACUCACUUCUCGUAUGUACCUGCUUCGCUCUUUGGUGCCGGAUCCGACACCACGGCCUCAACCCUCUGCUCUGCCUUUUUGGCGCUCGUUACACAUCCAAGUGUUCUCCGGGCUGCACAAGCGGAACUUGAUCGCGUAGUCGGUCCAGAACGGACUCCGCUUUUCGAGGACGAAGCGAAGCUGCCCUACCUGCGUGCACUUUGCAAAGAGACGCUACGAUGGCGACCAGUAGCCGUGCUCGGAGGCACACCUCACGCGUCAAGCGAGGAGGACGUCUACGAAGGGUGGCACAUCCCUUCCGGCACCACGAUACUCGGCAACAACUGGGCCAUCAAUUUGAACGAGGACUACUAUCCUCAGCCUCAUCACUUCGAUCCGGUGCGCUUCCUUUCCGAUGCCGAAAGACAUCAGCUCGGAAUAGAGAAGCAAGCGUACGUUGGCCAGAAGGAACAUCCGUCGAAAUCUGGACACAGCUCAUUCGGAUGGGGCAGACGGAUAUGUCCAGGAGCGGAUCUCGCAAGUAACAGUCUGUUCAUUGCCUUGAGCAAGCUCUUGUGGGCUUAUGAUGUCCUACCGAGCGAGGGUCAAGAGUAUGAUAUCUUUGCGUACACGGAUGGAUUCAAUGUCAGACCGAAGAAGUUUGAGUGCUUGAUCCGGGUGAGAAGUGAGAGACAUAGGAAUGUGUUGGAGAAGGCGCAACUGGAUGCAAUGAAGUGGUUGGAGAAGUUUACGCCUUUUCGAGAGUGAGGAGAUGGUAAAUAGGUACCUUCCCUGUAUUUUAGACAGUCCAUGACGAGAGCGGAGCUCGGCCCGCUUCUUGUGGGAACGCCGAUCUCACCAACAAAUUCGCGUUGGAGCAUUGGACCAAAGUGUUUCUUUUCCCUUCCUUGUUGCACACAUCGCAAGCGCAUCAAACUCCCCAUGCUCCGACGUCUUGUACAUAUCCGCUGGACAGAAUAGUCGCCGCGUUGGCUUCCGCGCAGUUCUUCAUCGAGCGCCUUACGAGAUCUACGACUUUACGAGUCUUUCAUAGACACGCGAGCAGGCCUCGACACCUCCGUCUGUACUCAUCUCCCGCGCGUAAAGACGACAAGAAAGACGCUCAGCAGCCACAAGCGAAGCACUCGUCCAUUGGCGUCCUGAAAGACCUGCUCUUUGGGCAUCAGUCGCAGCAAAACUCAACAGGCGCUGAGCAAACGCAAGCAUCGAAGCGGACAGAAGACGAGCAGCUGGUCGCUACCACCGAACCGCGCAUUCGGCCGUGGAUACCACGGGAAUCCCCAGAACAGCGUUGGCGAGCCCGUCAAGGACUACACGGGGGCACACGGUCUACGCAGCGGAUUCGGGCCGCGCAGGACCAGUACUUGAGCAAUGGAGAUGCGGACAGUGACUCACGAGCAAGGCUAGAACGUGUCAUCGCUGCCACGCAUGGGGAGAUCAUCUUUCACAAUCAUCACGUCAAGAAGUUCCUCGAGCCUCGCUAUCCCAAAUUCUUCCAAGACUACGUGAAACCUGAUCAUCGGGCACCUGUCAAGAUGAAGUCGCAAGUUCAGAUUCUCACAACGCCAACGGCGGAUACACCUGGCACGUCGCUCCUGUUGUCCUUCGACAACAAGCGGUACCUGAUUGGAAGUCUGGCAGAAGGGACUCAAAGAGCUAGCGUGCAGAUGGGAGCCAAGUUGUUGAGGGUCACCGAGUGCUUCCUCACUGGCAGGACAGAAUGGAGCAAUACGGGUGGCAUGAUUGGGAUGAUCCUGACUUUAGCGGACCAGAGCUCUACAAGUCAGGCCAGCUCGCAGGAAGAAGCACUGAAGAAAGUACGAGCGAAAGCUCAGAGGCUGGGCAUUGCUAAUGACAAGGAAAAGAUGCGGCAGCUGGAAGAUGAGGCCAAGAUGGGAACCAUGAGCUCGUUGAAGAUCUUUGGUCCGCCCAAUCUCAACCAUACACUGGCUACUGCGAGGCGGUUUGUCUUCCGGAAAGGCAUGCCUGUGGACAUACACGAGAUUCGAGAUGGCAAGUCGCCGGGCCCAAACGAAGAUGGAGAAUGGAGCCCCUUCUGGGCGGACGAGAACAUGAAAGUCUGGGCUUUGUCGAUUUCGCCGAUCCGCACGGCUUCUCCCUCCAAUCGUACUCCAACAGCCGUCAGUCCUCGUAAGAGGAGUAUAGAUGAGGUUGACGCUGUAGAGAAUGGUACACGUACAUCGGCGAUAGAUGCGCUUGACGCACGAGAACGAAAUUACCUAACAGUCAAAGCUGUGGUUUCAGAGAUGUUCAACUCGACCUGGAGGCUAGACACGCUUUAUGAAACACCUCUAUCUGAGGUCAGAUUACCAGCCACAAUCUUCGUUCGCAACCGCGAAACGCACAAGAUCGAAACGUACAGAGGUCCAAAACCGGGUGACAAGCCUGUGCCCGAUCCGAACAUGACGGUGCUUGUGCGAAAGCCGUGGCCUGGAGCUCUUGUGGAGAGCCUGCCACAUACCGAGCCAGCAAAGGAGGCAAUUAGUUACAUCUUCCGCAACCACAUGCAGCGUGGCAAGUUCCAUCCCGAGCGAGCGACAGAGCUGAAGGUCCCAAAGGGCAAGUCUUGGGCAGCCCUUGCGCUGGGCGAGAGUGUCCAGAACGAAGUUGGGGAAACAAUCACGCCCGAAAUGGUACUCGACCCAAGCCGUGUUGGCGGAGGAAUGGCAGUCGUCGACUUGCCUGCUCCAGAGUACAUCGAUAAUCUCAUCAGCCGGCCGGAGUGGCGAGAGCCGAAAGUCAUGGAAGGAGUCGGAGCGAUUAUUUGGAUGUGCGGGAAAGAUGUGGCAACAGACUCGCGACUUUCCGCCUUCAUGCAGGAGUUCAGCAACCUCGAGCAUAUCGUGUCCUCGCCUGAUUAUUGUCCAAACAAUCUUGCCUACGACUCAGCUGCGGCAGCCACCGUCAGGCUGCGUCAGGUUGACCCAGACCGGUAUGGCAUUCCUGUGCACGAUGCCGAGUCUGCCGAUGGCGAGCAACCUUACGGAGGCAGCGGCUGGUAUCAGGUCGCACGCAAGAGGCAGCCCCUUCCGGAAAAGGUGCACAUCGCAGCUCGUGGACAAACAGUUGAGCUGGAGCCUGCUAUCAAGUUCCAGACCCAAGGCGUCAUUCCUGCGCUUGCAAUCGCCGAAACAGUCGCGGAGGUGCCCCAAGAUGUGAUGGAAGAGGCGCGUAAGGCACAGGAGGCAAUCAAGGCGCCUGAUGAGGAGCUAGAGAGGUGGCGACAGAGCCUCCCUCCUGGUGCACAAGACGCUGAGAUCAUCACACUCGGUACCGGUUCGGCUCUGCCCUCAAAGUACCGGAACGUGUCUGCCACAUUAGUGAGGGUGCCUGGCUGGGGAAAUAUGCUGAUGGAUUGCGGUGAGAAUACACUCGGCCAGCUCAGACGUGUCUUCACAGCCGCCGAGCUAAAAGAGGUUCUUCGUGAUCUAAGGCUCAUCUUCAUCAGCCACAUGCACGCAGAUCAUCAGCUUGGAACGACUAGCGUCAUCAAGGCCUGGUACGAAGAAGUGCACGGCAGCCAACCAGACCUCUUGUUAUCCGAAUCUACCCCGACAACCCAAUCUGGUCUCGACUUUGAGACACUAUUCAACAACAGAGACAGACUGGCCAUAGUCGCCGAGCCAGCAAUGCUGCAUUGGCUCAAAGAGUACCGUGCGGUCGAAGACUACGGGUACUCACGUAUUGCGCCGCUCCUUCUCACAGCUCCCCGAGAUCAUGUUCACGAUUAUAGGAGCUUACUAUGCUGGCACAUUCCGCAUUCAGAACUGGACGGUCUCUCACACUCCGUGCGUAACCGUCGAAUCAAAGAAGCCACUGUGCCCCUAUCCUACCUCGACUUGGAGAACAUUGAAGCUGUGCUGGUGAACCACUGCCAGGGCGCUCGCGCAGUCAGCAUCACUCUGACUUCGGGUUUCAAAGUCAGCUACUCCGGUGACUGCCGACCCUCAAAGGAUUUCUCUCGGAUCGGCCAGGGCAGUACCGUUUGCAUUCAUGAGGCCACCUUUGACGACGAACUUGCAGGCGAUGCCAAGGCCAAGAAACACAGCACGACGUCCGAGGCGCUGGGUGUGGCGCAAAAGAUGGGUGCCAAGGCCUGUGUUCUGACUCACUUCAGUCAACGGUAUCAGAAAGUCCCCGUCCUAGAACGCGCCGAGGGACAAUCUCCCACGGUCAAGGACGUGCCCGUAACCUUCGGCUCCGUCACUCCACCGUUAGAAGAAGACGAAGUCUCCGCGGAUGCCGCUGAGAAUGAUGCGCCCAUUGUGGAGGACGACGUAGCAGAGACCUUUCCCGAUCAAGAGACUUCCAACGGCACCGGACAGCAGUACGACCUUCCCUCUCGAAGGCCCGAAGGUCCACCCGAAGCGGUCAAAUUCAAGCUCCAGUCGGAUAUGAAGGUCUGCGUUGCUUUUGACUACAUGCGCGUCAAGGUGGGAGAUAUUGGGGUGAUGGAGAAACUCACUCCAGCGCUGUUGAAGUUGUUUGCUGAGGAGGAAGAGGAAAGGGCUGAGGCGGCGGCGAAGAAUCUCAAAAAGGACAAGAAGGAGAAGAAUAAGGGUAAAGGGAAGAGGAACAAUUAG